Neolamprologus brichardi is the source of this 6490-nucleotide messenger RNA. NCBI's taxonomy places the organism in Eukaryota, Metazoa, Chordata, Actinopteri, Cichliformes, Cichlidae. The record is from RefSeq and is a predicted model, not a curated record.
UGAAGUGAUUUCUCAUUUGUGAUUUGGUUGUUGUAAUUUUUUAGCUCUAAAAACACGUGAUUUAAAUUCCAUGGCUUUGUUUAACUGUGAUUAUUUAGAAAUGGUCUCUGUAUUUAAUAUUUGAUUUAUAUUUUAUACCUAUAUUUUAAAUAUUAAUGUUAAUUUCAAACAGAAUUACAAAGUGUAAAGUUAAAGGUGUUUUGUUUAUUGUGAAAUAUCUCGUACAGCUCAUCAGUAGUGUCCAUUAGGGGGCAGUACCCCACACUUUGAGAAUCACUCAUGUAAUAAAUUCUGUUUAGGUUUUUCAUGUGAUGUCAUAUUUCUCAAGAGUGGUCCGCCAUGUUGGACGUGAUACAACCUCUGGUUUCUAGAGAAAAAAAAAUUGUAUUCCCUGACCCAUUGGCAAGUGUUUGCUGUGAAAUUGGUGAUUAGCCUUGUGUUUGUUAAAUGGGCCCCAACUGAUUUUAUGUUUUUGAGCUCUUAUUCAUUGACCCUACAGCAUCAUGUGCCUAGAAGAUAAUCCAUGACUGAAAAACCCGAAUAGUAGAGUAACUGCCCGUGCUCCCUGGCUGCCGCCUUGGCCAGAGCCACAGCAGACAGCCUCCUGCAGACUGACCUCUCUAUUCACCACCUCAAUAAGACUGUAGAAGAUGGAGCUGACCCAUUACCACAGAUGGAGUCUGUGAAGCUGGCCCGGCUGGUGUUUAAUAGACUGUUUGAGACGUGCUGCCUCUGGCUGAAGGAGCUCCCCUUCCGCCGUCGUCCACAGCCAUAUUAUGAGACAUCCAUCCACGCCAUCAAGAACAUGCGGCGCAAGAUGGAGGACAAGCACAUCAUCAUCCCUGACUUCAACACACUCUUCAAUAUUCAGGAUCAGGAAGAGCAGGCUUUCUUUGCUGUGUUUGACGGUCAUGGAGGUGUGGAUGCUGCCAUUUAUGCGGCCAAUCACCUUCACGUGAACUUAGUCCGGCAGGAAUCCUUCAGCCAGGACCCCAGCGAGGCACUCUGCAGAGCCUUCAAACUCACCGACGAACGCUUUGUGAAGAAGGCCUCACGAGAGAACCUACGUUGCGGCACAACAGGGGUGGUGACGUUCCUGCGGGGCCGGACGUUGUACGUGGCCUGGCUUGGAGACUCCCAGGUCAUUCUGGUCAGGAAAGGGCAGGUGGUGGAGCUGAUGAAACCACAUAAACCAGACAGAGAGGAUGAGAAGCAGAGGAUCGAGGCUCUCGGAGGUUGUGUGAUCUGGUUCGGCACGUGGAGGGUCAAUGGCAGCUUGUCUGUAUCCAGAGCGAUAGGUGACUCGGAGCACAAACCCUACAUCUGUGGUGACGCAGACCAUGGCAUCUUCCCAUUAGAUGGUUCAGAAGACUACCUGAUUCUGGCCUGCGAUGGCUUCUGGGACACGGUGAAUCCAGAUGAGGCGGUGCGCGUGGUCAGUGAUCAUCUCCAGGAGAACGCUGGGGACACCACCAUGGUAGCUCAUAAGCUGGUGGCCUCAGCCCGGGAUGCGGGCUCUAGCGAUAAUAUCACUGUCAUAGUGGUCUUCUUGCGGGACCCUCGCUCGCCACCGCCCACCAGCACCGAGGAGGAGGAGGAGGGUGUGGUGGAGGGAGAGGUGGCGGACGAGGAGGAGGUAGCAGAGGUGGAGGAGGAGGAGCAAGAAGAGGAGGAGCAGGAGGAGGAAGAUGAAGCGGUCAGGGUAGAGCGUGACGGCGGAGAGGGAGGAAGCAAUGCGGACAAUGGGGGGAAGAGCCGUGGAGGCUGGCCCCUGCAGCAGUGCUCAGCGCCCGCUGACCUUGGCUACGAAGACCGAACUGACUCGUUCACGGACAGAACUAGCCUCAGCCUGCUGGGGCCGGCGCUGGAGGGCCGCAUCUCGCUGACCCGCGGCUCUUUCGGCCUUAGCCCCGACCUCUUUGCCGCCUCUCACAUCUUCCGAGAACGCGCACUGAGGCGCAGGUCCUGUGUCCCUCUUCAGGAGUCCAGCAUCUCUAGCUUCACGGACCCACUGUGGCCCCACACAGCCAUGCUGUUAGGCCAGGCAGUGAGGCGAAGCCGCAAGCUCGGUUAUGGUAGUCGCCGGUGGGGGCGGAGGUUGCCAAGCAGAUCCAGGGAGCUGCUAGGCCUGUUACCAUCUGGCCCCCUGCUGCCCCACAUGCAGCGCUACUCCAACCGGAAAUCCGGAGUGGCAGUGCCUCAACUGCCCCAUGAUGCCACCAUCUGAAGAUGUGACCCAGACCAAACCAUCUCCUUCAACCCUCCUUCCUGCCCCGCAGUCCACCCAUCCACCUUUGCCUUCAACAACACGUCAACAUGUCUUUCUUUGAUAGUUGGUAGUUGUAGCUCCUGCAGUUGUUAUGUGAUUAUUGAAUCUCUGUCAGAGGAGUGGUGCUCUCUGUCCUAAGCUGAAAUGUUUCCAAUUGUAAGCUGGCCCAUUAACACAAGCCCCACUCCUCAAUGCUGUAGGUAAAGCUCAUAACUGCAUUCUCCAUUGGGACCACUGACCAGCCAAAAUGAAGCCAGAGCUGGAAGUGCAGGUUAAUAAGAUGUGUUCAGACUGAAGGAUACAGCCCACCGUAGGCACCUUACAUAAAGUUUAGGUCUGAGUAUUUCAUCAACGAGGAUAUAAGUGAAGAUUUAAAGGCAAAUAACAGAAAGAACUGGACACCAGAAACAUUUAGAAGCAGUUUUGUUGAUGAGAAACAUAUUCAGUCUGAACACAUUUAAGAUUAAUUUAUGUGCUUGGUCGCUCUACAGACUAUUUUGAAGAGACAAUUUUAAAAAGAAAGAAGAUGCAACACAGAAAAGAUUAAAUCUGGUACUUGAAGAAGGAAAAAAUGAGGAUGAAAUAAAGGAAAAAAUUGCACGGCUUGGUCAAAAGUAUGUGGACAAAAGUAUCAUGUACUGCAGGGAUCUGAUCCCUUUUAGCCAUCUUUACCGUCAUUUCUUGUUACUCUCUUGUUACAAUAUAUAAAAUGUAUAAGCCACCACCAAACUACUUUUGCUGGUUUGCUCAUUCACACAAAGUGGACAGACGAGGGUGGAGGGUGGGGGGUGGGGGUGGGGAGUCAAAUCUAUCUCCGUAGCUCUAACUGAACUUCAUGCUUUUAAGUGUAAUCAUCCACACAUUUUUUUUAAAUUCUGCAUCUCACUGUGCAGUCAUACCCAGGUAUAAAUGCACGGCGAGGUGUCACAUAUCAUCUUUUCUUCUGAGUAAGCUACUGAGAAUGUCGAGCGACCCAGCAUUAAAUUAAGCUCUAAUAGCGCAGCCUGCCUCUCUGUCUCCUCAGCAAUCCCUCGGUGGCAGAUGAAUAACAUUCGUAAGCGGAGGCCGGAACAAUUGUUGCUCCUGGUUUUUCGGACUGGAAGCACACGCUGUUCUGCCCCCUCCAAUUCAGUCAAUGACCCAGCCAUUAUCCAGCCACAUUUGUCUACAGAUAAAAGCACUUAGCACCGGAUUAUAAAAGAUUAGCAGUCACUUACCUGAAUAAAUUCUUCAUGUAGUCCAUGUAGUCCAGAUGGUGAUAUGCUCCUGAGAUAAUGGGGUUUUUAUGCUCCUGAGAUAAUGGGGUUUUUAGAGCGGGUUUAAAAAUAAAAACAAAAAAACUAUUUCAUCAUAGUUUUGGUUGUUUUUGUUUUUUACAGAAAACCCAGUAAACAAAAGCAUUUUUCCCACAGGUAUUCCAUACCUUCCAUAUUACUGAGUUACUGAGCUCCAUGUCCUUCAUACACCCGGUCACUCAUUGUUUCAUAUCACCAUUAAAGACAAGUCUGGCUUGUGCGUUCAGCCCAGUCAUAUCACGAGGCUCUAACAUUUUUAUUUUGCCAAAAAGAAAGUGUGAUACCACUCUCACAUCUGUCUGAUAAAUAUGAAGCUAUUACCAGCAGCUGAUUGGCUCAGCUUACUGAUGCUUACUUAUGGAUAACACCAAUAUCUAUCACCACUAUGUCUAUCAAGAUAGGAUGACCAUGCAGUAUUUUCCAGCUGUAUUAUUUAUUAAUUCAGAGAAACAGGAAAUUUUCUAAAAGUUUUUAAUAACGUGGGGUCUGAUACCCCACGUUAUCAGUGGGGUAUCAGUUUCUUCAUCAUUUCUUGUAGCAAAAUAACCAGACUAUUUUGCAACGUUGUAGUAACAUUAUAGAAAAAUGUGGAGGUGAUGUCAUACAUGUGAGGUACAUUAUAAUGUUUUAUGAUGCUGCUUUGACUGGGCUUUCUCUUUUAUGUUAGUAUUAUGUAAUUUUUAAAUGUUGAGCAAAUGUAAGAGACCAGGAGGAGGCGUUGCCGCUACACUGCCCCAAACAAAUUUUGUUGUAGGGUACCUGCUUCCAGUCUUCAAGCUAAGCUAAGCUAAUUGACAUCUGGUUUGCAGUGGCUUCUUGUUUAACUAAGUGUACAGAUGUGGGAGUGGUUUCAACUUCUCAUGAAGAAAGCGACCCAGCCAGUGUCCCCAAAACUUAGGAGCCUAAGAGACAGCUAUCAAAAUGUAAAUAAAGAAUCACUGCAUAACAGUAUAUCACCGACAUUACAUAGUGCAGCUACUACUGUGCAUUCACAUCCUCCUUAGAUGGUCCCAGUUGGGAAAAUUGUUCUUCCGACUUCCGCUGUUCAUGUAGCCUAUAGCGUUUAAUGUGAAAACAACAUGAGUGCUACAAAGAAGACAUGUUGUAUUUUCUUACUAAGUGCUUUAAAAAGUACACACAUAUUCAUAGCUAUAAUGAAUUAAUAUGGAUUUACCUGACUUGUUAUCCAAAGUUAUGGCAAAUUAAAGAAAACAUUUCCAAAAUUAAUUUUCAUCACAAAUGUGUAUGAAAAUGUGAAUUUGCACCACUAAUCAAAGAUUUCUCAGUAUAAGCCAAACACUUCAUGUUGCUAUGAGACAACACUUCAUUUGUCUCGUAGCAACAUUUUUGCAGACAUUCAGAGUUGUUGUAACUUCAGGGCAUGUUUUGCAGUUGGUAGCGAAUUUUUCCAAUUCCUUUCAACACCACAUGAAUAGACAAAUAGCUGCCACUGUCAGAGAAAUCCACUGUGGCUUACUCCCAUGGCUUCACAGAGCCUUUAUAAUUGGAUCUGAUCUAGAUUCUGCAAUGGAGAGGCCCUCUGUGCUGUCCAACAGGCUCACUUCAGGUAUCUUAUCAGGCCAUAGAAAUCUUCAGUUUUUAUACCAAUUUGCCUGAAAAGAUAUUUAUCCCAUUUAUGUUUGUUUUUUCAUGUCUUACCCCAAAUAUCCACUCAGUACAGAUCCUAUAAACAAUAAUUCAUAAUCAUAAAUACCAAGCAACCAUGUAGCCAUCAAACAAUAAUCCUCUGACUGACUUUAUGUGAUAAUACUACAAAGACAGUUUUUUUCAUAUUGGACUCAUUAAUCCCUUUCUAAUGACACUAAUAACACUUAAACCCAAUUUAAUCUCACUUUGCAUUAAAUAUAUUACCCUUUGUAUUUCACCAUACUCUAUGGCUAUAAUCUAAUGAUACUGAAAAUUUACUCUGAAAAAUAUUUACCUUUAUACAGAAGCGUGCACUAAUCUGAUUGAUUCCUGGCCAACAAACUUUAGUUCAAACAACACCUGUGGUUAGUAUUUUUACGGGGUCAUUCAAUUUAGAAACAAAAACCUUGUAAAAGGUUCUCAAAUACACCCUCAUAACUAGCUAAAAACAAGAAGGUUACCAUCCUCUCCAGCUACUGAGAAUGCUAACUUUUUCACAAAAGAAAAUAAUUUUUGUACUGAGGGCAAAGUUAAUUAGCUCCAACAAAAACCCUGUAAAGCGUUAAAAGUAAAAGGUAUUUUGAUACAACCCUCUUUAAAGCUUCAGGGGAAAAAACAACUUGGAAGCAGUAUAAAUCUUCUCUGACAUUCAGCUGUUGAUAUUGGACUUUUAAUGUUAGCCCACAUGAGAGAAGGCUCGGAUCAGGACUAACCAGUGUUUGGUGAUUUUAAUGUUUUUAGUGGCCGUGUUUUAGGACCACUCAGCAAAGACUUUAAAGGGGGUUAAAGUAGGUAUUUAUUUUGAAUCAUUAUCUAAAUUAUCUUAAGACAUUAAAAAUCACCUGUAAAACCUGAUUUUAAAAAAACUUUAAAAAGUUUGUUGAUUUUUGCCACAAAAGUGGGAUUUUUGUUCUCCAUUAGCCACCAUUGUUUCAGUUUUCCCCACAUAAUCUGGAUUAAUUUAGUGCCAUCUGUCUCGUAGUCUGCUUUAAUACUAGUAAACUAGUUAUCCAGCUGAGCAGAUAUAUAAAAAAGGUGGCGCACCUAUAACUUUUUUACAUAUUCGCCAUGCUUUAUUUGUUAUUAAAGUCCAACUUCAAAUCCAGAUUAUCAAGGGUAACCAAACGCAAAACAACAACAGCCAGCGAGAUUGCAGCUAUUUAAUGAGGUUACAAUACGAGCUAGUGCACAGACAAUAUAAAAGAUGGAUGUAGCCACCAUGACGUUACGAAGCCUUGGGCGGAACUUUUUCAGUGUUUUGAAACUCGAUGCGACAACU